CUUAGUUGACUUUUAGGGCUAGCAACAAACAGGAGUGAAAAUUUAAAAAGAUUAUCCGUCUAAUCUUUGUUGAUAAAAUUUUAUUAGGUAGUUAUCUUUAACUGACCUUGAGUGGUCAAGUAACAAACGAGUUCCGAUCUAUUCAUUCACUUGUUUUAUUUAAUGGAGGACGGUACUCUACGCUGUUAGUUGUAUGUAGAUAUUAUUAGAUAAAUACAUAAUUUAAUGUUACGAUGGUGUCUAUUAAAGUGUUGUCUUUGACGCUGUUGGUGUUUUUAGUGAAUUGUUCAGAUUGUUAUCAUGUUCUACUUGUGUUUAAUUUGCCGGGGAAAAGUUUGAGUAUACUUGGAGAAUCAUUCGUUCGGCACCUUUUGAAUGCAGGUCAUGAGGUGACUUAUGUAACGCCUUUCCCAAUGAAAAAUAAACCAAAAAACAAUUUCCAUGAAGUUGAUGUUAGUGAAGGUGUGGACAAGUUAUUUGCGGAAAUAUGCAACAUAACGUUUUUACUAGAGAACACGCACUUUGAAAGUGAUGAAGAGGAGAUAAUGCACCUGGGUGUAGAAGUAGCAGAAAUGACUCUAACGAAUCCAAAUAUGUUAAAACUGUUAAAUGAUAAAAUUCAGAAAUUUGAUGUUGUUGUUGGAGACUAUUUAGCCUCAGAACUGGUAGCCGGAAUAGCAUACUAUUACGACUGCCCAAUGAUAUGGAGCUACUCUAUGGGUGUGGACUCUGCAAUCCUGAAGCUGGUUCACGAGCCGACGAACCCCUCGUACAUCCCGGACUACAUAUCCUUGAACAUACCGCCUAUGUCGUUCACGCAGCGUGUCGGAGAGCUGUGGACUCUGAUACGUAACACUUGGGUAAAAAGGCACUCAGUUAUGCCUAGAGAGUUGGCAUUUUACAAGAAAUUCUAUAAACCACUGUUGGCAAUGAAAGGAAAGCCUCUGCCAGCGUAUGAGGAUGUCAUGUAUAACGCAUCUCUGGUGCUGGUGAACUCUCACCAAGCGUCCGGGGGGCUGGCGGCCAUCCCUCAAAGUGUCAAACUGAUCGGAGGACAUCAUAUCAAUGGACCUGUUGCACCCCUUCCGGAUGAUUUAAAAGAAAUAAUGGACAGUUCUACAAACGGAGUGAUUUACUUCAGCAUGGGCUCGAUUUGGAAGAGUGCUUCGAUGCCAAUAACUUUAAGAGAUAAUCUAGUUCGUAUGUUCGGAUCAUUGAAGCAGACAGUUCUUUGGAAAUUCGAAGAGGAAAUACCAAAUCUGCCCAAAAACAUUCACACUUUGAAAUGGGCUCCGCAACAUAGCAUAUUAGCUCAUGAAAACUGCAUGUUGUUCAUAACACAUGGCGGCCUCGGCUCUUCUACAGAGGCACUUCACUUCGGUGUCCCAAUUCUAGGCGUGCCGAUAUCUUUUGAUCAAUUCCUGAACAUAAAUAGAGCAGUAUCGAAAGGAUAUGCGCUGAGUGUGAAGCUAUCAUACAAUUUACACAACGAUUUAAAAGUGGCAAUUGAUACAAUUGCAACUGACCCUAGCUUCAAAAGCAAUGCAAAGGAGUUGUCGGAGAUAUACCACGACCGUCCAGUGAAGCCGGGAGAGGAGAUUCCGCACUGGGUGCGCCACGUGGUCCGCACGCGCGGCGCCCCGCACCUGCGCUCCCCGGCGCUCAUGGUGCCCUGGUACCAGAAGACCUAUCUUGAUUUGGUAGCUCUAUUUUUAUUAGUAGUUUUGUCAUUGUUUUUACUAGCCAAAAAGUUAAUGUUUACAGUUAAAAGUGCCAAAGUCAAAUCUAAUUAAAUAUUUAGUAAUUUAUUA
This is a messenger RNA of Plutella xylostella (diamondback moth), 1811 nucleotides long. Its product is annotated as UDP-glucosyltransferase 2. Lineage: Eukaryota; Metazoa; Arthropoda; Insecta; Lepidoptera; Plutellidae. The record is from RefSeq and is a predicted model, not a curated record. Gene Ontology annotation, molecular function: UDP-glycosyltransferase activity.